This is a messenger RNA of Aspergillus pseudotamarii, 1072 nucleotides long. RefSeq lists its product as uncharacterized. The record is from RefSeq and is a predicted model, not a curated record. Lineage: Eukaryota; Fungi; Ascomycota; Eurotiomycetes; Eurotiales; Aspergillaceae. The transcript is spliced from 3 exons. The coding region runs from base 393 to 725 and encodes 110 amino acids.
AUGCAUACGAUACUAGAAAAUCCACUCGUUGUCAUGCGAUGAGAAUUUAGCGCCGAGAAAGCAAGGGAAUAUAAGUACGUAGUGAUCCUCUUCUAACAGUGAUCAAGGUCAACAUCUCUACGCUGGCUAUGAAGGUGAGUAGGCAUGUUUCGGAAUAUCUCAUUUUGUGGGCAACUGUGCUCAUUAAUUAGUUCUCUUCGCACUUGGGAGUAUUUCCAGUGGACGCCUCAAGCUCCUCUCCGAAUACAAGGAGCCACACCAAAUCGAUGAAGUCGGAGGUGGCCAGGGAACAGCUGUCACUGUCGUAGUGCAUAAUUCUGAUGCUUGGGUGAUCUAAAAGAAGAUGUAGCUGGGUUUUGCUGAGUGUCGUCUAGGGAUUGGCGGAAUCAUAUAUGUUUCAGGAGGUAGAUUGCGAUAAUCUCAGUGGGCUGCUUGAUAUCUACAUUAAAAACAAAUCUCAACUUGGCAGUGGCAACUCCUUCUUGCAAAUUCUCCCCCGAAUACCAAUACCCCUGCAGCCCUCAAAUGACCCUCACAACGCCCGCCGUUACAUCUCCUCCCAUCACGAUGAGAACCUCGGGGCAUUCCGUCGGAAAUGGUUGUAUUAUUUCAUCUACCGUGAGGUAGGACUCCGCUUGAGGCUAUUGAGUAACUAUGUUGUUGUUACGGCGAAGACAUCAGAGUUGAGUAUUGAGUACGACGAAACUCUUGGGGAGAUGUUGUAAUGACGUUGGGAAGAGCGCUUGCUUAUAGACGCAAUCUAGAAUUUUUGGGGAAGCGAACAUGAUGAAGUAGUGUUAAUACUCGGUGUUUUUUCUGUUAUCCUUUUCUCGUUGCUAAUCGCGAGCAAUAAAUAGAACUGUCGCAUCACUUAUUUGUUGAUAAUUCCAGAACACGUACAGGCAGACACCAGGUGCUUUAGACUCUCUUCCAUGAAGAGAAGAAGUAAAGUGAGAUUAGCCCAAGAUUCAAGUCGUCACUUGCGAAGAGAUACAUCGGAUGACAGUUGAAAAGUCGCUGGCGAUCAGAUAUGAGCGGUGUUUGCCGUUGAAGUCAUAGAAAAAGAUAUAGA